Messenger RNA from Orbilia oligospora ATCC 24927, 1845 nucleotides. RefSeq lists its product as uncharacterized. Gene Ontology annotation, cellular component: GID complex; extrinsic component of membrane. The record is from RefSeq and is a predicted model, not a curated record. The transcript has 2 exons. Gene Ontology annotation, biological process: protein targeting to vacuole; protein catabolic process in the vacuole; negative regulation of gluconeogenesis. NCBI's taxonomy places the organism in Eukaryota, Fungi, Ascomycota, Orbiliomycetes, Orbiliales, Orbiliaceae. The coding region runs from base 1 to 1845 and encodes 614 amino acids.
AUGUCUGGUGCGCUGGCUUUGCAGGAACUCCCUCCUAUAACCGCUUAUCUGGACCUACUAGAACCAUCAGUAGCCCAGUCCCACCACCAGGCCAACAGCCAGCAUUCCCAGCAAUCACAGCAUGCAAAUAUGCAGCCUACAACGGUACCCAAUCCUUCUGAAUCGCGACCUGCUAGGUCAAGGCGUGAACCGUUGUUACCAAGAUCACGGGCUGUCCGGACCCCACCCCCGUCAUCGAUAAUUAGUGCUGUUGCUCCCAUGAACUUAGUCGACUUGGAAGAAGCACGGACUAUCGAAAGCGCUGUCGGUUUAGCGCAACGUGCCCUAGAAGAAGCUACUAGUUUUGCUCGGCAUUCUGCCAAUCGUAGAAGCAGGGAACGCCAGAGAUAUCAGGAAAGCUCGCCACCCUUAUCUAGGCGAUCUAUUGAAGAACGCAAUAAUAGUGGAUAUGGCUCCCGACCCACAGUUCUCAGACCUGGCCAGUCGCAGUCGUUGUACGGUUGGGCCCCACUGACUGCCUCCGCCUCUCAAGAAGCCACAUCUUCACAAGCUGCUCCAAGAACCACCACGUCAUCUUCGUCAUUCGAAAGUUUAUUACGAAGAGAAAUCUUGCCUCCCCGUGCUCCAAGUCCUCCCAGAAGACGUCAACCGCAGGCGAAUUCCGCUAAUGCAGCUCCCGGUUCCACGCCUCCACCACCUCGACAGCCCCGCCAAUAUUCAUUAGUCGGUGAAAGAGUAGAUCGUGGAACUGGCCAAUCGACAAGUCCCUACCUGUCGCCACUACCGCCAAGAAGAUGGCAAGAUUGGCUAGACGCCAUGAACGGCCUUGAUGACGAACAAGAGGCGACCACACCUGUGCAGCCACCAGCUCAAACCCAACGUCAACCUUCCAGCAGAGGGAGCCGAACCCAGAGUGCUAGUGCUGCCCUUUUGCGAGAGGCUGCGCGAAGCAGUAGAAAACAGCCCAUCGAGGAAGCCAUUAAAUAUCUUACUCGAAUUCAAGAUAAGGGCUUCCAUUGGACGAUUGAUGAGGCUGAAGGAUUGAUUUCGUGCAUAUAUGGGAACAAAGUUCCUGAAGACUGUUUGGAUUUCAUCACUGACACCAGCACUUUAUAUGUCGCCCCAACUUCGUGGCUGACGGCUGGGAGCAUAUACACGGGUGCCCAGUACGCUACUCAUCAGAAACAACCACCAAGUGCCACUUUUCGUGCAACCGAUGCUUCUACCCCGGCCGGCGACGGAAAUAGCGACGGCGACGGAAGUACGGGCCAGCCCUCUGCUCCUGCAGCCGCAGCCGCAGCCAAUGACAGGAAGGAACCAGAAGAACACUGGAACGUUGCCGUUGUGAUACAGGAGGUAGAUCAUGCGCGUAACCGCAUAUCCGGGUCCAUGCGAGCCUACGACGUGCCAGAUACACAGUCUCCGACGGGUACCAGCAGCAUCAACACAUUCUGGGAAGGAGAGAUCAUCGAUUUUCAUACGAACGGACUCGAAACUCUCAACUCAAUAAUGCCAAGCAGUGCCCGGAUAGAUGGGAACUAUUGGAAGAAGCUGGAGCCUUUUGCUGGGUAUAGUGAUUCGGAACUGUCGCAGAAGUUGACAAGCAAGCGGUUUUUGGAGAAUCUAGCGGAGAACUAUGUUCUGAUGAGGUGGAAAGAACAAUGCUUCGUCGAGCCUGGCUCUCAAGACUCUGGUUUAACUAUUACGGGUUUUUACUUCGUGAGCCUCUCGAGGAGCACUGGCCACAUCGAGGGAUACUAUUACGACCCGCACAGCGCUCCGUACCAGAGAUUAGAGCUUACUUCAACUCCGAAGCGCUAUUUCCCGGCUUACGAUUUCCGAUGA